Messenger RNA from Euleptes europaea (tarantolino), 2658 nucleotides. Its product is annotated as vomeronasal type-2 receptor 26-like. Gene Ontology annotation, cellular component: membrane. Bases 1 to 2658 code for a protein of 885 amino acids. NCBI's taxonomy places the organism in Eukaryota, Metazoa, Chordata, Lepidosauria, Squamata, Sphaerodactylidae. The transcript is spliced from 6 exons. Gene Ontology annotation, molecular function: G protein-coupled receptor activity. Gene Ontology annotation, biological process: G protein-coupled receptor signaling pathway. The record is from RefSeq and is a predicted model, not a curated record.
AUGGACGGGACUCCCUCGCAGUUGACCACAGCUCACAAACGCCUGUUCCCACUCAUCCCACUGUGGUUACUAAUUCCUCAUAUGUUAUGCAAGGAUCAUAUUAAUAAGUACAAAGUGAAUGAUCUUCACCUUCCACUUUAUGAGUAUCAUACGUUUUAUCAGCCAGGAGACCUUAUUACUGGGGCCAUUGCUUCUCAAACUUUCCUUGCCUACAGUUCGACAGCCUUCACUGAAGAUCCACGACAGGCAUUGGCUGAAGAACUUGCGGUAGUGACUAAGAAUUACCAACACAUCCUGGCCUUGGCAUUUGCAAUCAAGGAGGUCAAUGAGAACUCUCACAUCUUACCCAAUAUCACCUUGGGCUUCCACAUCUAUGACAGCUAUUUCAAUGCAAAGGGGACCUAUCAAUCCACAAUGAAACUUAUAUCUACAGGAAAGAAGCUGGUGCCCAAUUACAAAUGUGACAACCAGAACCACCUGAUAGCAGUCAUCGGGGGAUUGGACUUUCAAACCUCUCUUCAUAUGGCAACUCUCCUGGAUAUCUACAAAAUUCCUCAGUUCAUCUAUGGCUCUGCUCCAGUGAUGAAUGUAAAAAACCCAGGCUCUCUCUUCUACCAGAUGGCCCCUAAUGAAGGUCUUCAGUAUGAAGGAAUUAUCUCUUUAUUGCUGCAUUUCCAAUGGACAUGGAUUGGGGUUCUUACUAUGGAUGAUGACAAUGCAGAAAAGAUUUUGCAAACUGUGCUUCCAGCUUUUUCCAAGAGUGGCAUCUGUUUUUCCUUCAUAGAAAGGAGCCCAACAUUUACUUUUCUCACUGAUUAUGAGGACAUGAUACAACAGGGACUGAGAAUACAUGAUAAAAUCAUGGGUAGCAAUGCCAAUGUCUUGGUAUGCCAUGGAAACUCGUAUUCCAUGGUUUUUCUGAUGUGGUUGCCUCAACUAUCAAAAACAGCAAAAGGUAAAGUCUGGAUUAUGACAUCCCAGAUGGAGUUUACGUCAAUGGGCUAUCAAAGGACUUGGGACAAACAAAUCAUUCAUGGUUCUCUGUCCUUCACAAUUCAGUCCAAUAAUCUACCAGGAUUUCAAGAGUUUGUGAUGAGCACAAAUCCUUCCGGCAAAACCAGAGAUGGUUUCCUCAGGGACUUCUGGCAACAGGUCUUCAGCUGUGUGCUGCCAAACCCGACUUUGGGUAAGGUGGAGGAGAAGAUUUGCUCUGGGGACGAGAAGCUGGAGACCCUUCCUGGCUCUUUCUUUGAAAUGAGCAUGACUGGCCACAGCUACAGCAUUUAUAACUCUGUCUAUGCUGUGGCCCAUGUUGUACAUGCCAUGAUUUCAUGUGGACUCAGGCAGAGAGUAACUGUGAACAGAGGGAGACUGAAGAGUCAGCAGCAAGAGUCAUGGCAGCUCCAUCGCUUUCUGAGAGGUCUGUCAUUUAACAACAGCAUGGGGGACAAGGUUUCCUUUGACCACAAUGGGGCGUUAAUAGCUGGAUUGGACAUUAUCAACUGGAUCGUUCCUUCCAACCAAUCCUUUCAGAGAGUGAAAGUCGGCAGGAUGGAUCCAUGGGCUCCUCCAGACCAAGCGUUCACCAUCAAUGAGGAGGACAUAACAUGGCACACCUGGUUUAACCAGACGCAGCCUCUUUCUGUAUGUACUGAGAGUUGCCAGCCUGGUCACAGUAAAAAAAUGAAGGAAGGGGAGCCGUUCUGUUGCUACAACUGCAUCCCGUGCCCAGGAGGGAAGAUUUCUGAUGCGAAGGAUAUGAAUGACUGUUACAAAUGCACAGAUGAAAAUUAUCCAAAUAAAAAACAAGAUUUAUGCAUUCCCAAGGAAAUAAGCUUUUUGUCUUACAAAGAACCUUUGGGGACCAGUUUAGCUUUUUUUGCUCUUUCAUUUGCUUUGGUAACAGGUUUGGUACUAGGAACGUUUAUCAGGCACCACAACACUCCCCUUGUCAAGGCCAACAACCGGAGCCUUACCUACACUCUUCUCAUCUCUCUCUACCUCUGCUUCCUCUGCGCUUUGCUAUUCAUCGGCCCGCCUGAGAAGGUCACCUGUCUCGUCCGACAAACUGCUUUUGGCAUCAUAUUCUCCGUGGCUAUUUCUUGUGUGUUGGCCAAAACCAUCACUGUGGUUCUGGCUUUCCUGGCAACCAAGCCCGGAUCCAGCAUGAGGAAAUGGGUGGGGAAAAGACUGGCCAACUGUAUUGUUCUUUCCUGCUCUUUUUUCCAAGUAGGCAUUUGUACAGUCUGGUUAGUAACCUCUCCCCCAUUCCCAGAUGUUGACAUGCACGCAGCAGCUGAAGAAAUUUUGUUGGAAUGUAACGAGGGGUCUGUGACUAUGUUUUACUUGGUCCUGGUCUACAUGGGCCUUCUGGCUAUUGUGAGUUUCAUCGUGGCUUUCUUUGCCAAGAAGUUACCUGAUAUUUUCAAUGAAGCCAGGUUCAUCGCUUUCAGCAUGGUGGUGUUCUGCAGUGUUUGGGGGUCCUUUGUCCCAACCUACUUGAGCACUAAGGGAAAAUACAUGGUAGCUGUGGAGAUCUUCUCUAUCUUAGCCUCCAGUGCUGGGCUGCUGGGUUGCAUUUUUUCCCCUAAAUGCUACCUGAUCCUUUUAAAGUCUGGACUGAAUGACAAGAGACAGUUAAUAAAGAGAGGUCAAUGA